CUGUCACAAACUCUUGUCAGUGUCCUCAUUUUUGUCUGCACUUUUGCAGGCCUCUUUUCUUUAAUAUUCACAUAUUCUCAUUUCCAACUUUGCUUUUUCCACCAUUGUUGUAGAGAUAAGCAUUUUGCAUAUUCUCUCUAAUAAUGGGUACCAAAUGGUUCUUGCUUUUUUUUGUGUUGUUUUUUGUAUCCAAGACUGGAUAUUGCAGUGUCACUUAUGAUAGAAAGUCUCUCAUUAUCAAUGGACAAAGAAAAAUUCUUAUAUCUGGUUCCAUUCAUUACCCCAGAAGUACUCCUGAGAUGUGGGAGGGGAUUAUACAGAAAGCAAAAGAUGGAGGAUUGGAUGUUAUUGAAACCUAUGUGUUUUGGAAUCUUCAUGAACCUUCACCUGGCAAUUACAACUUUGAAGGACGUAAUGAUUUAGUUCGAUUCAUAAAGCUGGUUCAGAAGGCAGGGCUCUAUAUGCAUCUUCGAAUUGGGCCUUAUAUUUGUGGAGAGUGGAAUUUUGGUGGUUUUCCUGUAUGGUUGAAGUAUGUUCCUGGUAUCACCUUUAGAACUGAUAAUGAACCUUUCAAGAGGGAAAUGCAAAGAUUCACCACGAAAAUUGUCCAAAUGAUGAAGAAUGAGAAGCUAUUUCAGACCCAAGGUGGUCCUAUCAUUCUGUCUCAGAUUGAGAACGAGUAUGGGUUAGAAAUUAAGAAAUACGGUGCUCCUGGUCAUGCGUACAUGACUUGGGCGGCUAAAAUGGCUGUUGAAAUGGGUACCGGGGUCCCAUGGAUUAUGUGCAAGGAGGAUGAUGCCCCUGAUCCAGUGAUAAACACCUGCAAUGGUUUUUAUUGUGAUUACUUUUCCCCUAACAAACCCAACAAGCCAACGAUAUGGACAGAGGCAUGGAGUGGCUGGUUUGAUGAUUUUGGCGGUCCAGUUCAUCAUCGACCAGUCGAAGAUUUGGCCUUUGCAGUUGCUCGGUUUGUUCAAAAAGGAGGCUCUUUAGUGAAUUAUUAUAUGUAUCACGGGGGAACCAACUUUGGAAGAACAGCUGGAGGGCCUUUCAUCACUACCAGCUAUGACUAUGAUGCUCCUAUUGAUGAAUAUGGUUUGAUUAGGCAGCCAAAGUAUGACCAUUUGAAGGAGCUUCAUAAGGCUAUCAAGUUAUGUGAACCAGCACUGAUUUCUGCUGAUCCUACCAUUACUGCUUUAGGGAACUAUGAACAGGCACAUGUAUUUUCUUCCGGUGGACAUUGUGCUGCUUUUCUUGCAAAUUACCAUUUGAAUUCAAAUGCAAGGGUGACUUUUAAGCACAAACAUUACGACCUGCCACCUUGGUCAAUAAGCAUUCUUCCAGACUGUAAAAAUGCUGUAUUUAAUACUGCCAAGGUUGGAGUUAAGACAUCCACUGCAAAAAUGCUGCCCACAAACGUACAACUGCGCUCUUGGGAAACAUUUAGCGAAGAUGUAUCCACCAUUGAUGCGGAUUCAAAGCUCACUGUUGUUGGUCUUUUGGAGCAAUUAAAUGUUACCAGGGAUGCAAGUGACUACCUUUGGUACACCACUAGUGUUGAGAUAAAUUCAGCUGAAUCAUUUCUACAUCGAGGGCAACAUCUGACUCUUACUGUGAAGUCAGCAGGCCAUGCCUUACAUGUGUACAUAAAUGGACGGCUUUCAGGUUCAGUAUAUGGAAACCGAGAAAACAGUAGAGUUACAUUUACAGGAGGUGUUAACAUGCAUGCUGGAAUAAACAGAAUUUCCCUACUCAGUGUAGCUGUUGGAUUGCCGAACAACGGAGCACGUUAUGAGACAUGGAACACAGGAGUCCUUGGACCAGUUGUUCUUCAUGGGCUAGACAAGGGUCCAAGAGACUUAUCGUGGCAGAAAUGGUCAUAUCAGGUGGGGUUGAGAGGUGAAUCCAUGAACUUGGCUUCAAAUGCCAUAUCUGCUGCUGAAUGGGUGGGAGGCUCUUUGAUAGCAAGGCAACGACAACCGCUUACGUGGUACAAGGUAUAUUUCAAUGCACCAAGAGGAAGUGGUCCAUUAGCACUGGACAUGGGUAGUAUGGGAAAGGGUCAAGUAUGGAUCAAUGGGCAGAGCAUCGGAAGAUACUGGACCGCUUAUGCCACUGGACACUGCAGCCCUUGCACUUAUGCAGCAACAUAUCGACAAGGAAAGUGCCAAACUGGUUGUGGCCAGCCAACACAAAGAUGGUACCACGUUCCUCGAUCUUGGUUGAAGCCAACUGGAAACUUGCUGGUAGUUUUUGAGGAGAUAGGUGGGGAUGCAUCAAGGAUUUCUCUUGUCAAAAGGUCAAUUACAUAUGUAUAGAUAGAUAUGAUAUUCUUUAGGUACCACUAUUUAGAUAGUAAAGUUUGGUGUGAGCUUUAUCUCAUAGAAGAAAAAGAGUUUUAUGAAAAGCUCUUAUGCUAGUUCUUUUUGGGCAAUAAUUAGUAGCUCAUUUGCUUUUGAACAUUCAUUGUUCAAAAUGUAGGCUGCUGUGUCACUGCUUGUCUUCCUCAUUGAUGUAUAUAUUUAGAAGUUAUUGUUGGAAAAAACAACUCGGUUUGCUUCA
Lycium ferocissimum is the source of this 2562-nucleotide messenger RNA. Its product is annotated as beta-galactosidase 3-like. The record is from RefSeq and is a predicted model, not a curated record. Lineage: Eukaryota; Viridiplantae; Streptophyta; Magnoliopsida; Solanales; Solanaceae. Gene Ontology annotation, cellular component: vacuole; cell wall. The transcript has 18 exons. Bases 144 to 2318 code for a protein of 724 amino acids. Gene Ontology annotation, biological process: carbohydrate metabolic process. Gene Ontology annotation, molecular function: beta-galactosidase activity.